CAAUAACUAUACUCUCAAAUUGGCAAGAAUUAUUCAAUCAUCACAACUGAAGUUGAGCCACGAUCUCAACUGACAUCAAUGGCAAUUCAACACUACUAGUCUGCUGCUAGUCUGAAUCUGGACUUUGGAGUUGGGCUUGUCAAGGUGCCGGCAGCUCUCAUCCUCCCGUGCCCGUUGAAGCAUGAACCAUGAAAGCCGCCGUCGCUGACGCAAAGAUAGACAUGCUUGCUUGCCUGCUCUAGUACCGAGGGAGGCCGCGAGUAGCAGCAGCAGCUGCCGGCCGGCGGCCAUCUUCACGGCCGGGUACUGUAGCGGCGGCGAGUGCCUGGAGCACUAGGUUCAUUUGCGGAGGAUGAUCCAGGCGAUGGAGGAGAGAACUUGCACGGGCACCUGCUUGCCUGCUCCAGCGCCGGGGGAGGUCGCGAGCAUCAGCAGCUGGGCGACGGCCAUCACGGGCGCGGCGGCGGCGGUGAUAUAUAUGGGCCACAUCGCAUCGAUGCUAUGGGCCAACGCAAGAAUUGGACGAGCUUCCGUGUUUAUUUCGGAUCGGAUGCCCAACGGACGUCAUCGGGGCCGGGGUAGGUUCGUUCCUCUGCUGUGGAUCAUAUAAUACGUAUAAUUAAUAUAGAGAACCCUAGCAGAGCGUUCCCCGACCGCGCGCACCUGCGCCGGGUCGCCGCACAAACGCAAAACCCUACAUCGAUCUCGACAUCUCGCAGUCUGGUGGCAGCGACAAGCUACUCUCGCGCGCGGCCGUUCGGUUAGGUGCCAUCGCGGUUGACGGCGGCUCGGGCCUGCGGGGUGGUCGAUCGGGGACGCAUCUGACGACUAGCUAGUGAUUCAUCGAGGGAAAAUUGCGUGAUGACCGCAAAGACCACGAGGAACAAGGGGAUGAUUGAUUGCACAAGAGGUCUGAGUAGGGAGCAGAGAGCCAUAAACAGAAGGAACAAACUUGAUUCAUCACUGGUUUCAAGUCGGGGUUACAAGAGAUCCAGGAACCCCCACGUAAAUUGGAUCCUAAAACGUAUUGCAGCCACUGAAGCGUUUUGUAAGUUUGAGGAUAAUCUAUCUGCUAUUGCAGUGCAACGAUUUGGUGAACCUUUACCUGACAGAGAAGAUUCAAACAUUGCUUUUGAGGAGAGGUCAUUUGGUGAAAUAGUCAAACCUGGUGAAAUAACUUGUCCGAUCAGUACUAAUUAUGCUGUGGAUUUGUCUUCCUUGGUCGUCUCGAUUGCUUUGUUUGAUGGAGAUAAGAUGUUAUUUGCAUGCUCGGGCAUACCUAUACCUCACGGAAGAACUACACAAAGCCUAACAAGAUUUGUGACAUCAGCACAUUUGGUUACACAAUUCAACCAGAAUAGAAAUAAAGAUGAUAAGUUGAGGGUUGCAGUGCGCCUUCCUAAUAAUAGAGCUACCGAUGGGUUCUUAGGACUAUAUGAUAAAGACAUUGCUAUUGUCACAUGCUUCGGCUUCCUAGGAGUCCAUCGUAUAGAUCUGAAUGAUAAGGCAAAACCUUUCCCUGUUGACAAUUUGAAAGCUGCUGGGCGUGCCUUCAACUCUGGCAGUUUGAUGGCCAUGCGUGGAUCUCUAUAUCAGAAACGCCCCCUCGAACACCUCGAAGACCUCAACACCUGGGUUUCAGAUAGUCAACAUAUCUCAAAGGCUGUACUUGGAGGGCCACUUCUGGGGUCAGAUAAUAAAAUUGUAGGGAUGAGCUUAGAUAUAUAUGACCCUGGUGAUGCAAAUUUGAGAUACACCUUCCUACCAAUGGACUUACUUUGCAAACGCUUGAAGCAUUUUCAGAUACUCAAUCCUGAAAAACUACACAACCGUGGAUAUACGUUGCCUAAAGACGUAUCAAGCGUAGUUCCUUCAGGGUUUAUGCAAACUGUUUGCAGGUUAAAGUCCUGUGACUAUCCCAUUCCACCACCGCUUGUGCUCGAAUUCAAUGGGCAAUUAUUUAAUCAUUUCGAAGAAUGCUUUGGUGAAGUACUUCCUUGGAAAGGGUAUCCCUAUGGUCAUCCACCUAGUGGCUCUGAGAAGUGUGUCUGGAAUCAACUUCCGAAAGAUAUUGUGACAGAUGUACCCCGUCGUGUUGUCUCCCUUGCUUCAUUCAAUGGGUAUGUGAGAACUUUUGCAUGCACAGGCUUGCUUAUAAAGUGGCAUGGAAGCAAAGCUAAGCACACUGUCAUCCUGACUUCAGCCAGUUUGGUUAGAGGUCGUUGUAAUGAGGAUAGCAUUGAUAAUAGCUUGACGAUUGAGGUGUUUCUCCCACCGAAUCAACAUGCUGGUGGGACAUUGGAAUUUUAUAAUUUAGACUAUAACAUUGCUAUUGUCAGUCUCAAUAAGAAUUUCAAUGCUAUUCGUCCGGAUGACAUCUUCACAAAAAAUGCACAAAACAAAUGUAAAAAGGUUGUAGCUAUAGGGCGUGAUGCUAAACUUCAUUUAUUAAUGGCUGCAAGUGGGGAAGUCAAGCCUGGAAACAAGGGUUGCAAAGUUGUUUGCGAAGAUGUUCGGCUAUCUACUUGUAAAAUCAAGAAGGCUGGGAUUGGAGGUCCACUUAUUAAUCUUGAUGGGAGUUUUGUUGGCAUGAACUUCUAUGAUGGAAGCGGUGUAACUCCUUUCUUACCAAGGCACAAGAUUGUUAAAGUUCUAAGUCGAGUGAAUUCUUUACCAUCAGAAUGUGGAUAUAACCAUCCUAUGCCUAUCAAUGUUAUUAGUGGGACAAAAAAGGGAAUCCAGAAAAACAAGUGGCCGGUGCCCAAGCCAUAUUGGUAUCAUGGCGGACUUGAGGCGAGUGUUCAUGAUCUAGGCAAUCAUAAGCAUAUUGGGCGGCGUCUUAAUUAGAGAUCACACUGCUGGAGUAUCUAAUUGAUCUUGUUCUGCUCAUCUAGCUAGUAUCUAACAAACUUUGGUGCUGUUGCCGCACUGCUGCUGUUUAUCUAGCUUACUAGUAUUUGACAGACCUGUCUAGGAUAUAUGCGACUUAGACUUGUGUUAUUGUUGGGUGAUUUAUGUGACUUCGAUUCGAUUCUUGUAAUGUACAAGUUGGUUCAAGGUUCUCAUGGACCUUGUUAUAUAUGCUCAUCUAAGAGACCUUUGGUGUUGUC
Molecule: messenger RNA, 3110 nt
Organism: Sorghum bicolor (sorghum)
Lineage: Eukaryota; Viridiplantae; Streptophyta; Magnoliopsida; Poales; Poaceae
Exons: 14
Coding region: 862-2847 (661 amino acids)
Source: RefSeq, a predicted model, not a curated record